AUGGCGCACCAGAUAGGUGAAUCAUCAAACUCAAAAGCCCCGAUGGGUGACCCUUCACUGGUACCUCCGAUCCUACCAUCCCCAGCACCAAAAGAUCCCAAUGAUAUAUCUGAAGAUCUGGAAGUUGCAUAUGCUUCUUUGGAACUGAAUGAUGAUGAGCCAGAGGACUUUACCCUUGACCAAGAAGAAGAUCUCAUAUUCUCUCUGGUGGGAAAACUUAUCACUGAUAAAACGGUAAAGUUUCCUUUUAUGAGAGAUACAAUGGCAACCGUUUGGCGUCCAGGUAAAGGGAUGGCGGUGAAGGAGCUUACAAACAACAUAUUUCUAUUCCAGUUUUUCCAUGAGAUUGAUGUUCAGCGCAUCCUCAAUGAUGGCCCAUGGUCGUUCGAAAAGAACCUACUUAUCCUUACCAGGUUUCAACCUAACAUCUCUCCUCUAACUAUGGACUUGAAUAGAACUGAUUUCUGGAUCCAGGUUCAUGAUUUACCAAUGGGCUUUUUUUCGGAAAAGACUGCAAAAGCCAUUGGAGACUUUAUAGGCAAGUUCGUGUGCACUGACGAAAAUAGCUUUGAUGGAUGGGGGAGGUCUCAUCUGCGUAUUCGAGUCUCAAUCGAUGUUACUAAACCCCUGAUGAACAAAAUGAGGAUUAAACGGAACGGAGGUGAAUGGUCGUGGAUAUCAUUCCGAUACGAACGUCUCCCCCACUUUUGUUUCACUUGUGGGCUCAUCGGCCAUACCGAAAAGUUUUGUCCGAAGUUAUUCGAAGGAAUGAUUCCGGCUACAGAGAAGGAUUAUGGUCCAUGGAUGCGUGCUGCUAAUCGUCGGACUUCGCCAUCGUCGGGAAACCGAUGGUUGGUCUCAGAUCAAGUGAGCCGGUCGUCGGGAAACCGAUGGUUGGUCUCAGAUCAAGUGAGCCGGUACGGUUUGAGACAGAUGCCAGGCCAGAGGGAGGUCGUGGCAGUGACAGAGGGUGGUGGCAGUACGAUGCAUGAUACUGCGCCGGGUACAAAGGACAACAAAGAUACGGAGAUGGGCAGUGCAGACCACGUGUCUUCUAAUCCCCAAAACAAGACAACAGACUUUUGUCUCUCUCCUGAUAUUUCCAUGUUGGAGCAAAAGGAAAACAUUGGUGCUGAAAUUGGGCUGGUUAUUGCUGAACAGAAACGUAGGAGAGUUGAGGUUGGCGGCCCAUCUGAUGAGCCCAACUUUCAGGAUCUGGAUCUUUCUUCAUCUGUUUCUUUUCAAAAAAACGGGCUGAGGGCGGGACCUGCGGAUCAAGCCCGCCCAGAUCAAUGA
This is a messenger RNA of Ipomoea triloba (trilobed morning glory), 1296 nucleotides long. RefSeq lists its product as uncharacterized. Gene Ontology annotation, molecular function: nucleic acid binding; zinc ion binding. Lineage: Eukaryota; Viridiplantae; Streptophyta; Magnoliopsida; Solanales; Convolvulaceae. The transcript has a single exon. The coding region runs from base 1 to 1296 and encodes 431 amino acids. The record is from RefSeq and is a predicted model, not a curated record.